GAAACUGACCGGCUGAAAAAACUAUUGGGAGAUCUCCCAAGAACAUAAAAGAAGCAAAUGGUGAGUUCGUCCCGAUCAGUUGUCUUUUAGAAGUUCGAGAGUUCAGAUAAACGCUGCACGGAAAUGCCCAAUUUGUGUUGUUGGUACCUGAUGUUGGUGGUCUCGGCUGGUUUGAUAUCACCGAUUGUAUCGUCUCCUUUGCCAGCAGAUCCAGCGCCUGCAGCUGCUGCUGCUCCAGCCAAAUCAGCUGCCGCAAGUCCUAGCGCUGGAACGGGCGUCGCUACGGCAAGGACCCACCAUAAGAAACAUGGAUUCGGAGGUUUCGGGUACGGUGGAGGUAUCGGAUAUCCUGGAUUAGGUUAUGGAUUUGGUAUUCCUAGUUACGGACUUCCUCUAGGCUACGGUUUACCUCUGCCUUCUUAUCCCUUGUACGGAGGCAUCGGGUAUCCAUUGGGAGGAUAUGGAUAUGGACUUGGCGGAUUCGGUUACGGACUAGGAGGGUUCGGCUAUCCAGGUUUCGGCUACGGCUUCUAGAACUUGUGCCCACAAGUCGACAUCGUUUGCCGAUUUAUGUAUUUAUUUACGACUGCAGUGAAAAACGUUAGCAACGUUUUUUUUUUACACCUGAUGGUCAUUAAGAAACAAUUGUUCCACUCAAACCUGAUAUAAUGACUGAACAAUUUCGCAUUUUUAAAGCGCCGCAGAAAUUUACCACGCCUCAAUUUCUAUAUAGUUUCUAUAUAUUGUACACUAUGACCCACAUGUGUUAUCAUUGUCUUAUUUUCUCACUCGUUCCCAAAAAAUAGCACGUAAAGAAAGGAAUAAGAAAAUAAACAGCCAUCAUCGAUUCAA
Molecule: messenger RNA, 852 nt
Organism: Daphnia carinata
Lineage: Eukaryota; Metazoa; Arthropoda; Branchiopoda; Diplostraca; Daphniidae
Product: shematrin-like protein 1
Exons: 4
Coding region: 124-534 (136 amino acids)
Source: RefSeq, a predicted model, not a curated record